GUCUGCCCGUCUGUUUCGUCGUCCGCACGGCGAUGCCUGAGACGCUUAUUCUAUCGGACUAUCCGCAUUUUGACGGGUGAUUCAAUAUGGGCACAGCAGACCCACUGGAUCCGUCUCCGCUGAGAGGCUCCUGAAGGCGAACUGGCCUGAUAUUUUAUCUCAUGCCACACUACAUAUUCCGUGCUCGUAUGUGCACCCACAUUCGCAAUCUCUACAAACAAUGUCAAGACGCUAUAUCACGCAACGAACCACGGCGAUAUGACAACAUCAGGCGAUGCGAUUUCAGGAGCGAACUGACUCUAGCCGGCGGAGGCUCAACGGAGUCCGCACGCUCUCCUCCCCUGUGAUCCGUAGGUGCUCAGUCAGCCCAGGAUGACCUCGAACCUCAUCUGCCGCUCGUCAUUCAACUCGAACACAUGGCCUCAAUGAAAACAUGCAGUUGGCCUGCCACCAGCGGACAUCCCACCGAUACACUCCUCCAUCGACGAUCCGCAUCAGACCAGAUUCAUCUGUACGAGCGCGAACCCGUGCCCGAGACAUAUGCGUGGACUGUCCGUACGCAUGAACGUCAACGCGUGCCGGUGGCCCUUGAUCUUCCUCGUACGAAGCAGGAUCUAGCGGUCCUUAACUCAACGAUCCAACCAGAGCCCCCUUACCUCAGGGCCCAACAGUGCGCGGACCAUGUUCACGAACGGGAUUGGGAUGGCGCCGAUCUGGCCUGCGCUGACGGAGAUGAUGUCGACGCUCGGGCACGGAAUUCCGCUCACGCGGGAGAUGGAGAGCGGCGUGACGGCGCAUUGGAUGACCUAGCAAGUACCUUCCGGACGUGAGGGACGGAGACGGCAGGCCACAGCGUGUUCCACGGAUUUGCGGUGCAAUCGCGAAUUCACCGGAUGACCGCGUUGAGGUACGUGAGCACAGGCGCUGGCUGUUCCUGCAUCGAGGCGGCACCUCAUCAAGUGAACGAACUGCUCACGUAGC
Laetiporus sulphureus 93-53 is the source of this 981-nucleotide messenger RNA. RefSeq lists its product as uncharacterized. The transcript has a single exon. Bases 417 to 830 code for a protein of 137 amino acids. NCBI's taxonomy places the organism in Eukaryota, Fungi, Basidiomycota, Agaricomycetes, Polyporales, Laetiporaceae. The record is from RefSeq and is a predicted model, not a curated record.